UAUUGUAUCACAAAAUAAUGUCUAAAAGGCUAACGAUUUCUAAGUUUAAUCCAUUUAAUACAAAUGACAACCCUUAAUUAGAUAGAGUUGAAACUUAUAAGACUUUUUAUAAAAAAAGAUUUAGAAAGCUCUAAGCAGAAGAGAGUCCUAAUUAAAAAAUUAUUCCACAAAGUAUUCUUUUGAAAUCUGGUUAAAUUCCAUUUAAAAGAUCCUUUUAAAAACCAAAAGAAGAUGUAAUUGAUAUUAAAAAAUUGUAAUUGUAUGUUUUAAGAAUUAGUCAGAUAUGUGAAUUAUGGAGUUAUAAAUAUAAUCAUGUAGUAUAGAAGGUUUCUAAACUUAAUAAUGUGAGUGAAAUCUUAGAAAUACAAAGAUAAGAAUAAAGAAAAUCAUAAAAAUUAAAAACUCAAAUUUCGUACAUUCAUAAUUCAUUAUUUUAGUUCCGAUUAAAUUCCUUCUAAUUCCAUUGUAUUUUCUGAGAAAAGAAAACUUAAAACUACAAUGUCAGAUUACACUUUGCCAAAAAUAGAACCAUUAUCUUCCUUUUAAAAGUAAGAAAAACAAAGCUUUUAAUUUUAAGUCCAAUAUCCCCAGAGAAAAUAGUAACUAGUUCUUAAAAUUCCAAAAAUAAAUCUAUUUCUGACUUUAAAGGCAAACUUAGAUAAUUAAUUGAAAUAUGUGACAAUGCUUAAUUAUUUAGUCCAAAUAAAUUUAGUAAAAUUUGA
Paramecium sonneborni is the source of this 722-nucleotide messenger RNA. The record is from the annotation of a GenBank genome assembly. NCBI's taxonomy places the organism in Eukaryota, Ciliophora, Oligohymenophorea, Peniculida, Parameciidae.